AUGGACCAGUCCUUCUGCCAUCUUCAAUCCUGUGACCCCAAGGGUGCAGGACCAGGUUUACAUGAUACCAUGCAACCACCCCAAAAUCCCCUAUCAUUUGGAUUACAGCCUCCAAUGCCAUUUUCAGUCCAGGGACUGAGCCAAGCAGCUUUGGUCCAAGACUUCCUAUCAGGCACAGGAUUUCCAUCUCCACUGGACCACCAAACAACACCUGCAAGUUCAUGUGUGGGCCCACAAUUGCCAGUUUCAUCUCCUAAGGGUCAACCAAUGCUGACCCAAGAAGCACAAUUGCUAUCAAGUGCAGGCCAUCCUGUGAUGCAGCCUUCAAGUGGUCAGUCAACAUCAUUGCAGGCUUCAUUACCACCAUUUCCUGGAGUUCAUAUUCCUCAGGCCCCACCAAAAGAGAUUCAACUAUUACCAAUGCCUCAUUCUGAACCAUGUGCUCAAGAACGGGCGGAUAACCACAAGGAGCAGAAACCAGUUAGGAAGCAGCAGCAGCAGCCACCUGCCAAGAACAUAUCCGCAGUAAAUGGUGAUGGUGGAGCUACAGUGGCUGCAGCUAAACUGAGAUUCCUUGAGAUGACUCUCAGUGAUGUGCCACAGGAUGCCCUGGAACUCAAGAGUAGGAUACCUGCACACAUUGAGAAAGGAAAAGAAGGACGACGCAUCGCACUACGUACCACCCACUUUCCAAUCAAGCUGGACCAUGGUCUUAAAGUCAUCUACCAUUAUGAUGUGGACAUCAGGCCUGAUGUCUCAAUAGAUUCCAAAAGAGAGGCCAUUGUCAAUUUAUCUCACUCUGGGAUGACCCCCACCAAGAUUGCCAAGGCCCUGAACAUCCACGGGGUCACUGUGUACAAGGUCCUCAACAAAUUUAAGGCCAUGGGCAGUGUCAAGAGGAAGCCUGGAAGUGGAAGGCCAUGUUCAGCAAGGACUCCGGCGAUGAUCAGAGCCAUAAAAGGAAAAAUCCAGCAUAACCCCAUCCACUCCAUGAGGAGGAUGGCCAAGGAGAUGAACGUGAGGGAGAGGACAGUCAGGAGGAUUGUCAAAGAGGAUUUGGGAGCCAAGUCAAGGGCCUGCACCAAAGAGUUUGUUGCUCUUCCUAGAGAUGUGAUGAGGCAGGUGUUUGAAACCAGGCCAGAAUUCCAAGGCCAUUACCCUGCUUAUGAUGGCAACAAGAAUUUCUUCAUCAAAAAACGAAUACAAGUUCCAUCUGAUGUUCUUUUGAUUAACAUAAUGGACCCUGAAGAAGAACGCAUGAGGGAAUUCAAUGUAAGGAUGCAAUAUGCAGCAGAUGUAGACAUGGAAGCACUGUUCACAUAUUUGAAUGAAGGAACAUCCCUGGAUCGCCCUCAGACUGCACUUCAGGCCCUUGACAUCAUCUUCAGACAAGCUCCUGAGUAUGUUCCAGCUGCAAGGUCCUAUUUCUCUUCUACAGAAAGAACUGUGCAUCUUGGAAGUGGAGUAGAAUGUUGGCAAGGCUUCUACACCUCAGUUCGACCAGGAUGGACCUGCUAUUUCCUCAACAUGGAUGGUGUAAAAAUAUGGUACACCCAGGGACCUAAAGGAGCAAAGAGACGCUAUUCCAUCAAUGAAGUGAGGAGAGCACGAGCUGACAAGGAAGUUUUCAAUUGUGAUGGGAAGCCAAUGACAGUGGCUGAGUUCUGGCGCAGUACAUACGGACAAGGUCUCAAGUAUCCCAACCUCCCUUGUGUUUGGGUGGGCUCCAAGAAAAAGACUAUCUACAUCCCUGUUGAGGUCUGUAACGUUGUGAGAGGACAGCAAGCCAGGAAGCUUGAUGAGGAGCAGGCAGCAGCUAUGAUCAAGCACACAGCCAAGCCACCAGCAGAGCGCCGGAUGAUUGUUGAGAGAUCUAUGAGACAGUCAGGUAUUCAAGGGAAUGAACACCUGGAAUAUUUUGGUAUCUCUGUGGCUGAUCAACUCCAGAAAGUCUCAGGAAGACUCCUGGAUCCCCCAGAGUUGAAAUAUAAGGACUCCAAACUUGUAAAGCCAAAAGAAGGUAAAUGGGACAUGCGGAAUUGCAAAUUUGUGGAUGGCAAGAGUCUCAGCAAAUGGAUCCUUGUUUCUUUUUGUCCUUACUUUGACCAGAAAGCAGCCUGGCUCUUCGUAGAAGCUGUCAUAAGGAUGGGACAGGAAGUGGGAAUGAACAUUCAGGACCCAAUUAACAUCAUUAUGUGUAAUAAUCGAAUGGACACAAUGAAGAGACUGUUUUCUGACUUCAAGGAUGUUGAGCUCAUUUGGUUUGUCUUUUCCAAGAAAGGAGACCCUGUUUACAUGGAUAUGAAGAGACUGGGAGAGAAUGAGUUUGGGGUGAUGACCCAGGGGACAGCCCUGAGGAAUGCUAAAGGGAGAGAAACUGGACAGGGUCCUAACCCUCAGGUGAUUCGCAAUCUCCUCUUCAAAGUCAACUCCAAACUUGGUGGAAGGAAUGUUGAAAUUAACAACAUCUGUGAUCUCAGGCCUGGGAUAUUCAAAGAGCCAGUGAUGGUAAUUGGUGCAGAUGUGACUCAUCCUGCACCCGGUCAGAGAGACGUUAAGCCCUCCAUUGCUGCUGUCCUUGGGAGUCUGGAUGUGAAUGCAACCCUGUAUUCACAAGUGAUUCAGGUUCAGCCACCCACCACAGAGACUAUUGACAACUUCAAAGAUAUUGUCAAGAAACUCCUGCUCAGCUUCUAUUCCUUCAAUAGAAAGCAGAAGCCAAGAAGAAUCAUAUACUUUCGAGAUGGAGUGUCAGAGGGCCAGUUCGAGAUGGUGAUGAUGAUAGAGAUGUACAGAAUCCAACAGGCAUGCAAGGAACUGGAAUCUGGCUAUGAGCCAAAAAUGACAAUGGUGGUGGUUCAAAAGCGUCACCAUACUAGGUUCUUCCCUGAGAAUCCCAAAGAUGGAACUGGGAAGAUGAAGAAUGUCCCACCUGGCACAGUUGUUGAUGACAUCAUCACCCAUCCCACUGAGUUCGAUUAUUACCUUUGCAGCCAUGAAGGGAUACAGGGAACGAGUAAACCGACCCACUAUCAUGUGCUCUAUGAUGACAAUAACUUCUCAUCUGAUGAGAUCCAGAAGCUGAGUUACUUUUUGUGUCACACCUAUGCACGAUGCACAAGAAGUGUGUCAUAUCCUACUCCAGUCUAUUAUGCUCACCUGGCAGCAUUCCGUGCUCGCUCCCAUCAUGACAGCUACUUACAUCAAGAAGGAAACCAGAUUGGAGAUGCAGACCUGGAACAUGCUGCAAGGGCAGUCUCCAUCCAUAAAAACAUCAGAGCUGGCAUGAUGUAUUAUGUGUGAUUUUUCUUCAUCUUGGGAAAUUUUUGUUGCUCUAUGGACGCUCCUUCGCUGUGCAUGUGCUGUGUGAUCAUAUGUUUUCAUUAUAAAAUGUUUUGGUGCUGUUGUGUUGCAAAUCGUUAUAUUUUGGAAAGAGAAUUGUUAUAUUUUAUGUGAUAACCUGAAAUGAAUGGGAAAGAAGAGUGUAAAUUUUCCUCUGUGAGAUUCUCGAAUGUGGUUGUUAUAAUCCAAACCCAGUGCUGUGUUUGAUACUGUCCGUUUCUGCUUGAGCUAACACUAUUUUCUGGCCUCCUUUUCCUUUUCCUGGACUUUUCAGAUUUUUAUGGAGCAUGAAUCCAUGCAGAGGAGAG
This is a messenger RNA of Darwinula stevensoni, 3650 nucleotides long. NCBI's taxonomy places the organism in Eukaryota, Metazoa, Arthropoda, Ostracoda, Podocopida, Darwinulidae. The record is from the annotation of a GenBank genome assembly.